AUGGAGAAAUGCUCUUUCGCUUGGACAAAAAACCAGAAAACGCCAGCUCUCCAUUCUGUGUCCUUGCGCGUGGUGUCUGGAUCAAUCGUUGGCGUCGCCGGUGCCAUUGGAACAGGAAAGUCUGCCCUUCUCGCCGCUAUUCUUGGUGACAUGCACUGCAUUCGAGGAGUCAUGAAAGUCAAUGGCCGUAUUGCCUACGUUCCACAGGUGGCAUGCCUGUUCAACAUGACUGUUCGAGAGAAUAUAGUAUUCGGUAGCCAAUUUGAUCCAAUGCGCUAUGGCCGUGUUUUAGAAGCAUGUGAGCUUGUACAAGACAUUCGGACCCUUCCUGCCGGUGAUAUGACGCAGGUUUCAGAAAAAGGUGAAACUUUGAGUGGCGGCCAAAAGCAACGUAUUGCCCUUGCAAGAGCAGCUUACAGUCGUUCUGAAGUUUAUCUUUUUGACGACCCUUUAAGCGCACUUGACACCAAAGUGUCGGGAAGGGUCUUUGACAAUGUUCUCGGAAGGAACGGGAUGCUUCGAAACAAGACUAGAAUUUUAGUUACAAAUAACAGCAACCUGUUGCGGAACAUGGACCAGCUGCUGCUCGUACAUGACAGAACGGUGUCUUCCUACCGAGAUGCCAAAGAGUUGGUUGCUCGUCAGAGUCGCUCAAGUCAUAUCCAGCACGAGAGGGUGCAUUUGCGAUCUGACUCAGCGCCUGAACUAAGGUAG
Ixodes scapularis (black-legged tick) is the source of this 714-nucleotide messenger RNA. Its product is annotated as multidrug resistance-associated protein 1-like. Gene Ontology annotation, biological process: transmembrane transport. Bases 1 to 714 code for a protein of 237 amino acids. The record is from RefSeq and is a predicted model, not a curated record. The transcript has 4 exons. NCBI's taxonomy places the organism in Eukaryota, Metazoa, Arthropoda, Arachnida, Ixodida, Ixodidae. Gene Ontology annotation, molecular function: ATP binding; ATPase-coupled transmembrane transporter activity; ATP hydrolysis activity. Gene Ontology annotation, cellular component: membrane.